CCCAGUCGUUACCGUUUCGAGUUCAUUUGCACCUUGCUGCAAGGCUUGUAAGUCGCAGCAUGAUGCAGGAGAGCAUUUUGGAAUUUGGCAGGCUUUAAAAAUGGCUUCGUGAUGGUGGCCUAGCUCUCCCUGUCAUGGAACGGGAUCGGAAGGUUACAUUGACAGGCAUUGAAGGCUUUGAGUAAUUGUGGAGGCACUGCGCGUGCGCAUGUUUCGGUGUUCCAUCAUGGCGCUCUCAAAGGUGCUGCUCAGGGGAGCGCCAGCUGCUUCCGUGCCCCUGGUCCUUUCCCAGCACUUGAGCGAGUGCAGGAUUCUGACGAAAGCACAUUCCUGCUUGCUUUUUCGUAGCUGCAAUGCGGAGCUCACUUUGGGUGACCGCCAAUUGUGCAACUUUACUUUUCUAGGCCCAUACCUCCGCACACAACACUCAGCCAAUGACCAUUGUUCCGCGCACUUUGCGGAACCCAGAAGAGGAAUUUCUUGUAGGAGCGGAGUGGCCCAGGCUGGGGCGCCCGCAGGCGAGAGCCGUGCCGAAAGUGCAGCACGGCGGGAUAGCAGGAAACAUCCGCUAGACAAGGACGACAUCAGCACCCACCCUGGCAGCUCUGCUACGUCAGCUCCCGACGUCACCGUCAUCGCCAAGGGUGACCACCUCUUCUUCUCCGAGUCUGCGACUUCCUGGGAGUCUCUGGGGAUAAACCCCACUGUGGGUGAGGCGCUGCAGGGCGCUGGGUUUGAGCGUCCAUCGCGGGUGCAGGAGGCGGCAAUCCCCAAGAUCCUUGAGGGCAGGGACGUCGUGGUGGCUGCGGAGACCGGCAGUGGCAAGACCCACACAUACCUGGCUCCGCUCAUCCAAGUCUUGCUCGACGGGAGGCAGUCCGGCCCAGCGCCUUCCCCUGCGACCUUGACCCCCGCCACCGUCGCCUCCGCACUAGCAGAGGGCCAGGAGGUGCGGCUCCCGUUGUGGGCGCAGGAGGAGAGCCACCGCGCGUCCGCAUUUGUCCUCGUGCUGUGUCCGAACGCCACCCUGUGCCAGCAAGUGGCUGACAUGGCGCAUGCGCUUAAGGACCCCGAAGGCGGCUCGCUGCUCAAGAUUGCGGUGGUUGCGGGGGGACAGCAGCCGCCCGCGUUCACACCCGACAUUGUGGUGGCCACGCCUGGGGGCCUGCUGAACAUGCUGUACGCCUUUGAUAGGAAGAGGCGCCGGAGGACGGCUUUUGCAAGGGACGUGCGCUAUGUGGUGGUGGACGAGGCGGACAUGCUCCUGUCAGGCGGCUUUGCUCGCGACGUGGCGCAGCUGCUGCUCAUCUUCCGGCAGGCUGAGAAGGACCUCUCGAGACGAUUAGAGACCGAACCGACAGCGGAAGCAGAGUCGCAUUCACCGACUGGGGAAGAUUCUGAAGGUGCCAGUGAAACGAGGAACGAGCGCAGCUGGGUGGAGGAGCGAGGGGAGGAGGGGGCAGCGGAGAGCAGCGCAGGAGGGGCGGAGUGGGAGGAGGACGAGCGGGAGGACCGGCGGCGGGCGCAGGAGGGGGGGAUCUGGGACGACGACGUGCUGGCCGCUGAAGGAGGCCCGAGUGUCGCCUCAAGAGGCGGGCCUGCGGGCGCCAGCUCGGCCCGGCGGCGGGAGCGGCGGCGCAAGGUGUGGGUGCGCAGCAAGCAGUUCAUUUUUGUGGCGGCAACUCUUCCUGACUCGGGCAAGAUGUCGGUGGGGGCCAUGCUGCGCAAGCAGUUCCCGGAGGCGGCCUAUGUGCGGGGGGGCCUGCUGCACCAGCACAACCCGCGGCUGCAGCUGGCGUGGGCGGAGAUUGGACGGGAGAACCGCGUGGCGGCGCUCAUGGAGGCGGUGGCGGGGCCGGACUGGCAGGAGGGCCGGCUCCGGCCGCUGGAGGAGCGCACGCUCGUGUUUGCCAACAGCACCGACGCCGCCAAGGCCGUGAGCAAGCUGCUGACGUCACAGGGCCUGAGCCCGCUCAAGUACCACAGCGGACAGACCCCGACCGACAAGGCCGCGGCCAUCCGAAGAUUCUCGGAGCAAGGGGGCGUGCUGGUGUGUACGGAUGCGGCGGCGCGGGGGCUGGACGUGCCGGACGUGGGCCACGUCAUCCAGGCGGAGUUUGCGACGAGCGCCAUCGACUUUUUGCACCGGAUUGGUCGCAGUGCGCGAGCAGGCCGCGCGGGGCGGGUGACGAGCUUCUUCACGGAGGACCGCCGGGACCUGGUGGAGGCCGUCAGGGAGGCCGUCGAGGCGCAGGAGCCAGUGGAGGGGGCGUUCAGCCGCAAGAGGAGUUUCCGAAAGAAGUUCAAAAAGUACGGGGUCGGCCGUCAAGGUAUUCCAAACCAGUCAGUGGGGAGAAGGACUGUAGGCGAAGACGAGAUGCAAAGGGCGCAACAACGUUUCUGAUCUGGUUAUUGAUUACCAGUUCACUUGGAAACCAAGUGUUGUCUUAUUAGAUGUAGUGACUGGAUGUUAGGUAAAAGAAGGGGAACGAAGGAGUAAUCUGCUGUUGGUAUUUGGAAGGGUCGUCCUUUCAGAUGUUGAUUGUUGGUGCCUUCUUCAAGUGACGCACAGUGUUCCCGUCUACCUGGGAAGUAGCAAACCCCUGUGCAAUGGCUAUUGAGAGUCACGUAUGUCAAUCGAGUGGGUAUUGGGUUCAUCAAAGCUUGCCAUUCAAUUGACUGUUUGAUGUAUGGCAUAUUAUG
Messenger RNA from Klebsormidium nitens, 2703 nucleotides. NCBI's taxonomy places the organism in Eukaryota, Viridiplantae, Streptophyta, Klebsormidiophyceae, Klebsormidiales, Klebsormidiaceae. The record is from the annotation of a GenBank genome assembly.